Messenger RNA from Schistocerca cancellata (South American locust), 2499 nucleotides. RefSeq names its product zinc finger protein 479-like. The transcript is spliced from 3 exons. Gene Ontology annotation, molecular function: zinc ion binding. NCBI's taxonomy places the organism in Eukaryota, Metazoa, Arthropoda, Insecta, Orthoptera, Acrididae. Gene Ontology annotation, cellular component: nucleus. Bases 3 to 923 code for a protein of 306 amino acids. The record is from RefSeq and is a predicted model, not a curated record.
GCAUGGCUUGGAUGACGGUGAACUGUUGCCGUGUGUGCGCUCGCAAGCACGACGAUUUAAUAUCAAUCUUCAGUGAGGAAGGGAGAUGCCGGCAGCUGAUCCUUAAACUACAGUUCUGCCUUCGUAUAACAGUUUCUACCAGUGACGAUCUACCAACUUCAUUGUGCUGGAAGUGUGUAGCAAGAUUGGAAGUGUGUUACGAGUUUAUGCAAGACCAUUUUAUCGCAGAAAACCAGUUCCGAAACCAACGGAUCCAAUACAGCGUCAACCCAACAACAUGUGCCACGCCUGAAGACGGCAUGUAUUACGCUGAUACAGCAGACGUGAAGCUAUUGGAACCAAUGGUUAUGGACGAGCGGCCAGAGAAGAGCAAGCCAUGGUUUCCCGCAAAUCUGGACAUAAGUUCGAGAGCGGAUAACAAACAUGUGGGGCACCUGAGACUCUGCAAGUGCGUGAAAUGCACGCUGAGUCGCUACGGCAGCCUGCCCCUGGAGGACACGCUGGAGGAGAGCGACAGUGCGCCAUCGAGUAGCCCUUUGAGCCAGGCCGCGCAGACGCCGCCCCCGCAACCCAGCUCCACUGUCGAAGACGAGCAAAAGGUGCCAGUCUCGAGUCCGCUGCAGGGCACGACGCACAAGAAGGGCCUCAUCUGUGACUUCUGCAGCAAGUCCUUCAACCACGCCGGUGACCUCAAGAAACACCGGCGUACGCAUACUGGCGAGCGGCCUUAUGCCUGCCCUGUGUGCAACAAACGUUUCUCACAUACUAGCAAUUUGCUACGCCACCGCAAGAUCCACUCCGGAGAAAAGCCCUACACGUGCCCUCACUGUCCCAAGACAUUCGGGCGCAGUGACAAAAUGCUGGGACACGUGAAGACCGCACAUGCCAGUGCGCGCCCAAGCACCUCCGAGAGUUCUACGUGACGAUUAAUUGCCGUCGAAAGUUAUUAAUUUUACGUAUUUACAUUAUCUGAUGGCUGUGAUCAUUUUUUUACGUGCUUGCCAAAUGUGAAAGGAAAACUGAUUUCGAAGAAAUCUCUUACAUACCUCAAGAUGUGCCAUUUCGAAGAGUUACUUGAACAUGAGCACACACGAUAUAAAUGUGUGUGAAAACAUGGUACCUUAAAAGUGUAAGAACAAAACUUUUAAUACAGUACUACAGUCAUUUAUUGUAGGAGAAUAAAGUGAGAUCUCAGAUGUAGAGAUCAGUGCCCUACAAGUAGUCAUGUACAUUCAAUUAAAGCUGUACCUGACACAAAUUCCAUGCACUUUCUUCUUUGUUUUCGGAACUUCUGUUAGUUGCUUCUACCCUGUCAAAAAGCUAUUUGUACUCAUUUAACUACAUAAUUUACAAACUUUGUAAUAUGCUCUCAAAUUGUGUGUCUGGGGUUACAAAUUCCAGUUGUCAAUCAGUCAUUAGACGUCAUUACUACAGAAUCACUAGCAAUAUAAGUACCGUAGUAUAGAGUAUACCAAUGAUAGAUUUGAUGUAUGUUAUGCAUAUUCAUGGGUUUGUGCAAAAACCACCUAAGGAGGGCAGCCAUGAGUUAUGGCAUUUGUUUAUCCGAAGUUGGUAACUUGAAUCUGCUGCAGUUGAGUGUAAAACCAUUUAGUAUCAUUCUAAAAAAAAUCUAUUGUCAUUAAUUAUCAGAGCACAAUUGGUUUGGAUGCAGUAUCUGUAAAACUUAAUGUCAUUUCUGUACUGAUACACAGUGAGUGUGUGUUAUUUCUGCAUUAGUACAGAGCUAGUCAGAUUAAUGGCACUGCAGAUGCAGAUCUACUGCAGAAUAGAAAAUAUUUAUUAAAAUGUGUUGCUAACCAUUUCCAUGAAACUGCAGUGAGAACAAUUAACUAUCUAGUCUGAUGUUUAAGCAGAGAGAUAUCUGCAGUAAUGCAGAGAUUCUAUGUCCUAGGAAAAAUAUGUUAUAUUAUUAAAAAAGUUUACUACUAAGAUGUCUUUCACAGAUAUAGUAUUUAUUAUAUUGUUAGCAUGAAGUACAGUUGCAAUGUACUUAUUGUGGCAUCAUCAAAUAAGUACAGAAAAUGUGUUUGAAAAGUAAAUGACUUGCAUAUAGCAUCUGGUCUGUGCCAAAGAUCUGAUUGCAAUAUGAAUUAUACUGCAGUCUUCAAAAACUUGUGUCCAAAAGCUUAUGUAUCAAGACUGCAUUUUAUUACUGCAAAAACAGGUUCCUAAAUGACUGAAUUUCAUACUUACAAUUUUACAGUUCUCUGAGGCUGGCUUCUGUAUUGUACACACAAAGUGCCUGAAUGGAAAUUUAUUUAUAGAGGAGUAGUGUUCCAUUAAAGGUCAAAUUAUAGUGAUGUUUAAUUUAUGUACUGUUACAGAUUUCAAAAUGUCAGUGGUGCUUUAUGUGAAUAAUGAGAGCUUUAAAAUGAGAUUGAAGAAGAAUGAACUGUUAUUUUAAACAAGUAUUCUGUAAAUACCUGAUGUGCACCAGUAUGAUGAACUUAAUUUAAUACAAAAAGUUACAAAUUAUAA